Molecule: messenger RNA, 648 nt
Organism: Myzus persicae (green peach aphid)
Lineage: Eukaryota; Metazoa; Arthropoda; Insecta; Hemiptera; Aphididae
Exons: 3
Coding region: 1-648 (215 amino acids)
Source: RefSeq, a predicted model, not a curated record
AUGUUGAAAACCACAGAUAUUUUUGUUUUUGGUUUUUUGUGUUCGUUACAAGGGCGAUUGGAUGGUUUCCCCACACCAAGACCUAUGCCCAACCUGGACGGCGGCGUGCGGUCCACGGCUCAACCAUCGGCUUCGUACAGCAGUCUUUGGACGUUUCCCGCAAUGCGACUGCAUUCAUCAUACAGACGUGACUGGAUUUCUUCCACUUCUGUACUGUUGUUACCGACGACCAACCGCAAUCGAAUUUCGUGGUCGUCCUAUAGCGACAAUGGUAAAGACAGGAUUUGGUCGUCUGGUCCGUUAUCGCCACCGCUGUCCGACCCCCAAGCUGUAAUUCUGCCAUCUGAACAGCGACCGUAUCCUUCUUUCGACAACAAAGAUAUGAGUAGGGUCUUGUAUGAUUCGUCACAAAUUUUGCUGGCCGAUAGUUCCAUGAGCAUUUCUCCGUUGUCCGAUAACAAAUUGAAGACUUCAUCGAUGUCGUCAUGUGCCAUGAGACUGUCCAACUUUCGUCUCUCAAAAGACGAAGAGUCCCCAAUGAUACUGUUUGACCAAAAUGGCAAGAUGUACACAAACUACUACCCUCCCGUCCGCCGUCGGGCACCACAACAAAAAACUUAUGAAGCCGAUGGGGGUCACCGGUAUUGA